Molecule: messenger RNA, 2538 nt
Organism: Seminavis robusta
Lineage: Eukaryota; Bacillariophyta; Bacillariophyceae; Naviculales; Naviculaceae
Source: the annotation of a GenBank genome assembly
AUGCUGUCAAGAAGAGCACUGCAUUAUUUUGGGAAGCUGAACCUCUCCUGUGCAGAAAAGUUUGGGUACAUCCCACUGGAACCAGAGAGCAAGCAGCUUGCUCUUGACGAAGACUACUGGCUGUCCAAGUUUGACCAGUGGGGGUUGGUGAACCAUUCAGCUAAAGCAAGGACCGAAGACCCCUACAGGCAGCAUGAUGCUGCAGUUUCUGGAGCUGUGGGCCCAGACAAAGGGUCUGCAAAGUUUGCCAAGAUUAUUGAAUCUAUCUUGAACUCUGAGGUUGAUACAAACAAAUCCUGGUUGGAAAAUGGACUUACAUCCCUAAACGGUGCUGAGCUGCGGAACCAGGUGGAGGAGGAGAUGUUUGUUAUGCUCCCACCCAACUUUGAACACCUCUAUCCAACACCCAAGGCUCUUUCAGUCUUCCUGACCACAUCAAAGGGUGAGAGUUUCCCCACACAAGACUUGUUUGAUCACCCUGGCUUCCUUUGGAACUCAUCAGAGUCGAGUCUAAGCCAACUACUUCUCGGAGUGAUCCAAGCUUCUGGAAUCUUAGUCAUUCUGCUCUUGCUCUUUGUCUCAGUUGUGCCAUCCUACUUUCUUGUCACCUGGGUACUGGGAAACUGUGACUCAAAUGAAGAAGGGGAGUGCCGUGGGCCAUUCUUUUGGGCACUCUUACCUCUGGCCUUGCCUCUAUUCCUUCUGUCUUUUUCAGUGAUUGUGGUACUAUGCAAAUUUGCUGUUGUCAGGAAGUAUCGAGCUCAACAGUUUCAGCUCUUGUCAUGGGACUAUGCUUGCUGGUGGUUUGUUGAUAGGAUCCUGGAUAUUUGGGAAUCGCUUGUUGGGCAAUUUCUUUUGGACACAAAGUUCAUUUGGAUCUUGUACUGGCUCCUUGGCACAAACCUGGCAUGGUCUGCCAAGAUUGAGUCCUAUAUUCGAGAGUUUGACCUGGUGACAGUUGGUGACAAUGCUGUCAUCAGCCACCCUAUGAAGUGCCGGAAAUUCUCUCAUUCAAAUGGAGAUGACAACCCCAAGAUAACGUUCUAUCCCAUUGUUGUAGGAAAGCACUGCAAGAUAUCUGGCAUGGUCAGCCCAGGGGCCAAGAUUGGAGAUGACAGCAAGGUGGAGAAACUGUCAGUUGUUGAAGAGGGAGCCAUGGUACCAGAUGGUGUCCUUGCCCAGGGAAAUCCAGCAUACAAUGCUGGCUCAUUUGAACAUCAAGAAUCACUCGGUUUGGAAGAGUCCAUGUUGGAUAUCUUCAAGAUAUUCUGGAUAGUCCUUGAGGCAUAUCAUUUCUUUGCCCUCUCCUUCUUGGUCCAUGUUGCACUGAACUCAAUCUUGCCCGAUUGGCGCUAUGCUACAAUACUACAUUGGAUUUUGCUGGUUCCUGUCUCCUCCCUACUUGCACUUCUUACAAGCAUUGCUCUCAAAUGGGUACUGAUUGGAAAACGAGACCCAUUGGACGUAUAUGAAGGAUCACUCUAUCACCAGGCAACCAAUUGGGCAUGUGACUUCCACUUCCGCGUGGCUUCUUGGACACUGACUCCCUUCUUUGGCCAGUCGAGACUCUGGAACUUCAUCCUCUUCCUUCAUGGGCUUGAUGUUGAUAUGGACUCUUGUAUCAAUAAUCCAUACCUCAUCUUUCCACCAUCAAAGGUUGAUUUUGUGAAGAUCCAUAAGUCAUUUGUAGCAACAAUCUCACUUGACUUUAGCAAAAAAGGGGAGGCUUCUAAGAUUGAGAUCAUCAACAGCAGUGUUGGUUAUGGUGUCAAUCUGCAUGCAGGUGUCAAGAUGAUGCAAUCAACUAUCCCACCGAGGACCAAUGUGCCUGACAGUAUCUAUGACUUGAACCAAUCAUGUCAGUCCCUGAAUGCAAAUUUGAUCCUUCCAGAAGUGGUACAGAUGUUGUUGAAUGUGGUCCUGUUUGCCUCUAUCAUUCCCUCCUAUGAACUGGGUCUUUUUGCAACCAAGAGUUCUUUCAUGAUGAUCACUUUGUGUGGGUUGGCAGCUGCCUUUAUCCUGCAAUUAUUCAUAUGGCUUCUCUUGACUUGGGUAGCUGAGUGGUUGCUCUUGGCUUUGCCCAAUCAUCUUCAGUUCAGUCUUGUUGGAGUGUACAUCAACCAUGUUUGGAUCUUUCGGGUUGGCAACUGGCUGGAGAUGCUUCUCUAUGGCACUCCCAUGUUUGCCUACUAUGCUCGAUUCAUGGGCGCUGAUGUUGAGGCUGAUUUUUGGUACUUUGGUCAUGCCAUCUAUGAAUAUCGGAAACUACAUGUCCAUGGUGGAUGCAGCACCAUUGUGGACAGCUCCAGCCUGAAUGGGCACUAUGUUGAUGGCGGGGGGCUGACUAUUGGUGACUGUCAUGUGUCUGGCGUUGUGCAUCCCGGAUGCUUUGCUAUUGCUGGAUCAAUAGUCGCCGGGGAAGAGAAUGGGCCAUGGAAGGUAUUCUUGAAGGCAGCAAAGGAUAGAGCUGGAAUCUCCGGGGGUUCGAGCAGACACACAACAUCCGAUGAGGCGCUUGGUGUUUAUACUAGUGUUUAG